AUGGAGAUUGACCGCCAUCCCCGGCCAGCUACACAAUCCACCUCGUCAUCCGCUUCUGCCCCGCAAGCUCCCGUUCACCACAGCCGCCCCCAGUCGCCCCAUUCGCAUUAUUCUGGGCAACCAGGGACCGACAACGGGGCCGUCCCAAGAGAUGCGCCUGGGUCGAUUCCCACCCCGCAGGAAGCGGACGUCACGCCCCCUUCUGAUCCCCUUGCUGAUUUAAAACGCCCGCGAGCCUGCGAGGCCUGUCGACAGCUCAAAGUUCGGUGCGACCCUGACCCAGGCCAUCCAGAUGGAUCCUGCAAGAGAUGUGCAAAGGCGAUGCGUCGCUGUGUGGUCACGGUGCCCACCCGCAAACGACAGAAGAAGGCAGAUAACCGUGUGGCGGAGUUGGAGAGGAAGAUUGAUGCUUUGACUGCCAGCUUGCACGCGUCGAGAGCGCAGGUUUCGGCCGGUGAUCUGCUGGCUUCACCGUUGCCUCAGACGCCGGAACAAGAGGUGCGCAGUGAGAAUUGGUCGGGGCAGUUUCCAUCGCGUGAGAACUCGUCCGCGCGAAGAAAUGGAGCGUCGCAAUCUUCUCCCAGGGCUUUUGCUGGGGCGAAGAGACACUACAGCGGGGAAUUGAAGAGGACUUUUGUGAAUCCUAUCAUCACCCCCUUAUCAGCACGACAGCAUAGCCCGUCCGAAGAUGGGCCUACUGCGCCUACUGGACGGUUGGGUCGACGUGGUGACGAAGAAUGGCCACAAUUGUGCUCGUCGCUGGAAGGUAUUACGCAAACCAAAAGCGAGAAUGAAUACAGAGAUGUCAUCGAUAGAGGAAUCAUUGACGUGGAAACUGCAACCAAGGCCUUUGAGCGGUACGUGAACAAUAUGGCUCCGUCUGCUCCGUUUAUCGUGUUUCCUCCUGGCACGCCAAUGUCGGAUGUUCGACGCACGAAGCCUGUUCUUUUCCUAUCGAUCCUAUCUGUAUCCAUCGGCCCAUUUCGCCCUCAAUUACAGGUACCAUUUCAGAAUGAAACCCACCGGAUCUUCGCCGACCGCGUUCUUGUGCGAGGGGAAAAGUCACUGGAACUGAUUCAGGCCCUCCUCGUAGCGACUAUUUGGUACCUUCCUCCUGACCAUUUCGAGGAGCUUAAGUUUUAUCAAUUCGUCCAUACCGCAGCCGUAAUGGGCGUGGACAUUGGGAUGAAUCGAAAGACAAAAGCGAACUCCAAAACUUUGGUAAUGUGGAAGGAAGUCUUUGGGAAUAAAGCCCCCAUGGUGGACCCCAAGUCGCUUGAAGCCAGAAGGGCAUGGCUGGGAUGCUAUACUAUGGCUGUUAAUGCCUCGAUGUCUUUAAGACGGCCGCUCUUCAUCCGCUGGCAAUCCUACAAUGCCGAGUCAAUCGAGAUGCUCGAGAGCGACCCAGAUGCGCUGCCGUCCGAUCAAACUAUAAUUCAAUGGGUAAAACUAGCACAUAUCGGGGAGGACAUAUGUUUUCAUUUUUCAAUGGAUGAUCCUACAAUCAGCGUAAAUAUAACCGAUCCAAAAAUUCAAUACGCCUUGAAGGGAUUUGAACGACAGCUAGAAGAUUGGCGUAGAGAAGUUCCGUCUGAUAUUUAUACCCCUGUAAUGGAACACUAUGAAAAUGUAUUAAACGUCUACAUGCACGAAAUUGGUAUGCAUGUUGACCACAACAUCGAUGACUUCAAGCCGCCAUUUAUAGGGGCUAUCGGAGAAGAGCGCCAGGUUGAUUUGGGAACCGCGGCCCAUGUCGAUGCCCUGACGCUGAUUCACCACCUGCGGGCAUGUGCCGAUACAGACGGGGGACGUCUGGGGGCAAAGUUCGCUCUGAUGAUGGCCAUGCUGAAAAGCUGGCAUAGGAGGAGCAAAGACAAGCGGCAGCCCUUGAUCGUUCCCUCCUUCUUCAAGGCGAAAGACUCGGGUGAUGCGGAUUGCGACUCCGUGAAGGAAAUCAGUGUGCAUGGCAAGCCGUCCACCGCCGCUGCACCCACGCCCUUGGAUGUUCUGAGUGAAGUAGCGACAGGCGGCCCACAAGACGCUGCAUCGGAGCUCGAAAGAAGUAGCAAAAUCCAGGCAGUUCCGAUUCCACAGCCGAAUCAAGCAAUAACCGUCCAUCCGAGCGCUGGUGCUGCGCCUGUCGAUCAAAUCCCCACUACCACGCAGGUCGCUCACGACGCGUCUACCACUGCCCCUCCCGGGGCUCUGAUAACCCCGUUCAUUAAUCAACAAAUGGGACUCUCGCAUAUCCCGCCAUCCCAGCCGCCCAUGACCACCGAAUACCAGCCAGCGUUUAGCCAGCAUCAGGCAUUUGGGCAAGUACCGGAUGCCAUGGAUGGAGUCGUUCAACAGCAAGAUCUUUGGACGCAAGGCUUCAUGCCAGAUGCAGAUCUCAAUCUUGCGCUAGCUUUCCAGGGGAAUGUUUGGGACGAUGACUUCUUUCCAUUCCCAUUCGACUUUAGCGAUAAGUCUUUUUAG
This is a messenger RNA of Uncinocarpus reesii 1704, 2478 nucleotides long. RefSeq lists its product as uncharacterized. The record is from RefSeq and is a predicted model, not a curated record. Bases 1 to 2478 code for a protein of 825 amino acids. NCBI's taxonomy places the organism in Eukaryota, Fungi, Ascomycota, Eurotiomycetes, Onygenales, Onygenaceae. The transcript has 5 exons. Gene Ontology annotation, biological process: regulation of DNA-templated transcription; DNA-templated transcription. Gene Ontology annotation, molecular function: DNA-binding transcription factor activity, RNA polymerase II-specific; zinc ion binding; transcription cis-regulatory region binding. Gene Ontology annotation, cellular component: nucleus.